AUGGCACCUUUUGAGACUUUGUAUGGGAUGCCAUGUCGAUCACCUGCUUGUUGGAUGGAGGUAGGAGAUGUGUCGUUGUUAGGGCCAGAGUUAGUGAGGGAGACUACGGAGAAGGUAAAUAUUAUUCGGGAAUGUAUUAAGACUGCACAGAGUCAUCAGAAGAGUUACGCUGAUAGAAAACGUAAGGGGGUUGAGUUAAAUGUCGGAGAUUUUGUGUUUUUGAAAGUCUCGCCGAUGAAGGGUAUUAUAUGGUUCGGAAAGAAGGGAAAGUUAGCACCUAGAUUUGUGGGACCAUAUGAAAUCAUUGAGAUGAUUAUAUCACCAGAAGUGUUGGAGAGUAAUGAUGAUCUAACGUAUGUGGUGCAACCGGUUACUAUUCUUAAUCGAGAUGUAAAGCAGUUGCGGCGCAAGAAAGUGAACUUGGUGAAAGUGCAAUGGAGCGCAGAUGAGAACGAUAUUACCUGGGAGUUAUAA
Camellia sinensis is the source of this 474-nucleotide messenger RNA. NCBI's taxonomy places the organism in Eukaryota, Viridiplantae, Streptophyta, Magnoliopsida, Ericales, Theaceae. The record is from RefSeq and is a predicted model, not a curated record.